AAGACAGGCAUGGGCGGCGUGAGGAGGGUUGUAUUGCACGCAGGUAUAAAAGACAGGCACGGACUCAGAACACCACUCUGCCGAACUCCUCUAUCAAAAUGAUUCGUGAAACGACGUUAGUGCUCGUAAGCAUUAUAGUUUGUGUAUCAUCUGCGCAUAAGGCUGAAAAGGUUGCAGCCAUCCCCACAAGGUAUAACGCCUGGGCGGCUGGGUCCAAUAACUGUUCCUGUGCCUCCGAUAUCACCGCACUCAAGAGGGAAAUCCUCCAGGAAGUUCAUCAGCGGCAGGAACUCAAGGGUGCUUUGGAGACCUACGUAUCAGAACUUUACGAACUCAGAGCUUUAGUCAGUUCUCUCAAAAAUGCAACCAAAGUUGCCAGGGCUACUGCUUUGUCCGCUCAGAGAGACCCACCAGCUAUCGCCUUUACUGCCAAGCUGAGCUACAACCGAGAGCUACAACCUCUCGACACCGUCAUCUUCGACACUGCCAUCACCAACAACGGAGAAGGCUACAACUCUGAAACUGGUAAAUUCACAGCGCCCCUCUCCGGGACGUACUAUUUCUUUGCUACGGUCUUGUCCGGCUACAACACUAAAGUGGAAACAGCGGUCAUAGUCAACGACAAAGAAGUAUCCCGGAUGUACUCAGGUGCGCAUGACGCGCAUGGAUCAGGCAGUAACGCGGCCGUUGUAAACCUACGCAGUGGCGACAGCGUGUGGAUAAGGCUCUUGUAUCAAGGGGGCACUCACGUCCACGGCUUCUACAGCACGUUUUCAGGAGCCCGAAUACAACCGUCCCAUUUCUUCCCCGUUGACCAAAAACAUUGUUUCGAUGGUGGUGUUGUAGCCGCUGAGGAUGGUGGCGCUGAAAUGGUAGACGCCAACGGCAGGUGA
Haliotis rubra (blacklip abalone) is the source of this 893-nucleotide messenger RNA. RefSeq lists its product as uncharacterized. Gene Ontology annotation, molecular function: protein binding. The record is from RefSeq and is a predicted model, not a curated record. NCBI's taxonomy places the organism in Eukaryota, Metazoa, Mollusca, Gastropoda, Lepetellida, Haliotidae. Bases 99 to 893 code for a protein of 264 amino acids. The transcript has 3 exons.